CUUGGCUUGGUCCGUGGUGGCCUUCGUCCCAGACAUGAAUCCGCCCUUUCCCACUCUCUUGGACCUGUUUCUGUCAUUGCAGAUACCACUAAGCAUCGACAUACACAACCCCCCGUGCUGCAUCUCCUCUCGCAGCUUCGCCCCCACCUGAUUCUCCUUUGGUAUCCUGAGGAUCGUCGACUCCCAUUGAUCCGGCCGCUAAUAGCCUACUACUCUCGUGAUCGACUUGCCUGUCUGCUGCCACACCGACCACGUCGGAUCUGGGGGAGGCACGUGCGCAUCCACCGAAUCUGUUCGAUUUCUCCGCGGUGACCAUCUAGACUAUGUAAACGGCGCGUCCUGGCACCUUUGCUCCGGGCUCCUGUACCGUGUAUCGCCGGUUCACUGUUCAACACUGCUCUCUGUUGCUGUCUGGCCCCUCUUCGGAGGCGGGUCAGUGGCCCUGCCAGCGCGUACCAUGUUGUCCCCUUUGGACCGCUUUGCCGGGCCCCCGGAUACCCGCACCGCGAUGGACAACAACCCGACCUUGCUGGUGAGCUGGUGGGCUACCAUGUUCUCAUUCGUGAUCAUCGUGACGCGCAUCUGCGGACGCUACGUCCGCAUCGAGCGUUUAUUUCCCGAGGACAAGGUGAUGAUGAUCAGCGUCAUCCCGCUGAUAGUGCGCAUGGCCUUGGUACAUCUGGUUCUAAAGUGGGGCACCAACAAUACCAAGACAGAGGGAUUGACGGAGGAAGAUAUCCGACUGCGCGAACUCGGUAGUCGAAUGGUACUGGCGUCCCGGAUCUUCUAUGCUAUCUUUAUCUGGACCGCCAAGCUCACCGUCUGCGAGUUUCUGAAACGGCUGACCUGGAUGAUCUGGCGACGGUCGAUCCAGCGCUUCCUCCAAUUCCUUUACUACUUCCUGGUCUGCACCUUGAUCGUCGUGGUGAUCGCCACGCUGGCCGAAUGCCAGCCGUUCGACCACUACUGGCAGGUCGUGCCGGACCCGGGACCCCACUGCCGGUCGGGCUAUGCCAACCUCAUCACUAUGGGCGCGUGCGACGUGAUAACCGAUCUCCUGCUCGUGGCCUUUCCCAUCCCGCUAAUCCUCAGGAGUCACAUGACAGCGCAGCGGAAACUCUCGCUGGUGGUCCUGUUCGCCCUGUCGCUGAUCCUCGUCGGCAUCACCUGCUACCGGGUGCCGUCCGUGAUCAAAAACGACGGGUCGCAGCAGUAUCGCUCGCUACUGGCAUCCCUGGAGAUCCUCGCCGCAACGGCCGUAGCCAACGCGGUCGUCAUCGGCUCGUUCGUGCGGGAUCGCGGCAUCAAAAAAACCAAGUUCAAGAAGUCCGACGGCUCCGCAUCGGUCAGCGAAAGCAUGGGCCUCAGCUCCUCUCGCCGCGCAACCAUUUCCCACCACCAAUGGGGCAGCGACGACGACCUCGCGGGCGACCUAGGCAUGCGCCUGGACCCGAAGCUGUGUUCCUCAGAUCACAGGCUCCCGCGGGUAGCACCCGUCGCAGGCGCCUACGUGCCACCCCGGCCGCACGGCGUCAACUCGAGAUGGCACUUCCCGGGCGAGCAACCCGGCCCGGACGACGACGAGGACGCCGACGACCGCACCUCGACCACCGGCAGCCUGGACGUUAAAGUACAUCCACACGAGUACCUCCCGACGAACAAUCCGUCCCGCAAGCCCUCACGCAAGCCCUCGCGCAAACAAUCCAGAGACUCCAGCGUCUCACCACGACACCUGUCCCUCGUCGACAUCAGCAGCGGAACAAGCCAGACCUUCACCACCACCACCACAGCACCACCACACCUCAGCUUCACCCAGCGAUACCCACUUCCUCCCCCCCAGUCUUAUUCACCGACGAGUCCCCUCGAAGAGGGAGGGAUCCCCCUCCAAGACGUAGGGGGCCUACUAUCCGCCCCGCCUACUCAGUCGUCCACACCCAGUCGCCCUCGCAGAUCCAGCCCAGCACAAUGGCGCAGACCGAGUGUGCAUUUUGGCGAUCCGCCAGACUACGUUUCUGCUGCUGCUUAUCGGCCGCCGUCGGAUGUGCCGGUGCCGCCCAUUCCUGAGGGGGUGUAUGAGGUUGAGCUGCGGGAUGUGGGGGGGUUAUUGGAGAGGCCUUCCUGAUUAUUAUCCUCAUGUUUCCCUCUUAUCACUCCCAUCCUCAUUCUCAUCUUAUUUUCACACUCAUCCUCAUCCUCAUCAUCAUCCAUAUUCUAUACCCAUUCUCCUCCACAUUAUAUACCCAUUCUCAUCCUAUCCUCAUCCUAUCCUCAUCCUAUCCUCAUCCUAUCCUCAUCAUCAUCUUACAUACACACAAACAUAAUCUCACGCAGUCACGACGUUAGACGCUGUAUCAUAUGGGAGGAUUCGGAAUAUCUUUUUAAUAUCUUGUUCGUUUGAGCGGGUGGACAGGCAGAUAGCUACGGCGCUGAUUUAUUACGGACAUAUCAUGAAUCUAACUUAUGAAUUUAUGCACUGGAUAUUAAA
Messenger RNA from Aspergillus candidus, 2485 nucleotides. Its product is annotated as putative integral membrane protein Pth11-like. The record is from RefSeq and is a predicted model, not a curated record. The transcript is spliced from 2 exons. NCBI's taxonomy places the organism in Eukaryota, Fungi, Ascomycota, Eurotiomycetes, Eurotiales, Aspergillaceae. Bases 458 to 2122 code for a protein of 554 amino acids.